Molecule: messenger RNA, 1149 nt
Organism: Guyanagaster necrorhizus
Lineage: Eukaryota; Fungi; Basidiomycota; Agaricomycetes; Agaricales; Physalacriaceae
Product: glycoside hydrolase family 61 protein
Exons: 11
Coding region: 248-952 (234 amino acids)
Source: RefSeq, a predicted model, not a curated record
CGGACUUGAAUCUUCGCAGCGCUGGGACUCGUCUCAUGAUCUCUUCUCGUUCCAUAGAUCGACCGAAAAUCAUCCCACAAUGGAAUUUUUUUAGCUGAGACUCUUCUAGUGCCAAAAGCGUCGUUGAUUCUCGCCAUUGUAUUGGCCAUUCCUCGGAUACGUUCUCCGGUACAAACUUGAUGGCUACCUCAGCUUGUGAGAAGUAUAAAUCCAGCAGUGGACGGUAAAUAUUGAAUGCGUGCUCAAAAUGAUUUCCCUCAAGCUGGUGGCUCUGGCCAUUGGAGCUUUCUCGCUCCUCUCUCAAACAACUGCUCACUAUACCUUCCCUUCCCUUGUUGUCGAUGGCGUGACUACCAGCCCUUGGGUAAACGUUCGGAUGACAAACAAUUAUAACACCCAGGAUCCUGUUACAAACGUUUCCAGUCCCGAUUUGAGAUGUUACGACUCUGCGACUGGUGCAACCGCGACAACUAUAACGGUUGCUGCUGACUCUGAGCUCGGGAUUAUGAGCGAUGGUACCAUGUACCAUCCUGGUGUUGUCAAUGUUUACAUGGCAAAAGCAUCCUGUGAUGUCGAUUCUUUUGCCGGUGAUGGCGCAGUUUGGUUUAAGGUCUACGAAAUCCCCCCUGUAACGAAUGGAGGGACCAGUAUUACAUUCCCAUCUCAGAACCAGGCUGGUGUUUCAUUCACCAUCCCGAAGAACCUUCCUAGUGGACAAUACUUAGUUCGGAUGGAGCAGAUUGCACUCCAUGCUGCGGCCAACUUUGGGGGAGCGCAAUUCUACAUUAGCUGUGGUCAAAUAGAAGUUACGGGGGGAGGAAGUGGUACGCCUGGUCCCCUGGUCUCUAUUCCAGGCGUCUACACUGGCAAUGAACCGGGCAUUAAGAUUAAUAUAUACUCUCCAGUCCCCGCGAACUAUACGCAGCCAGGCCCGGCCGUUUGGUCAGGUUAGUGAACCAAACGUGUGUAGGAAAAGGUUUCAUUUUGUCGUACGUCAUGCCUGUUUCUCAGUCUGUUUCGGGGGGUACAGAUAUUGUGUACCUUUUGGCAAGUGCUAUUGUCUAUGAGCGCCCUUAAUAUCACAUGUUGUGUUAUUUCAACACGUAUCUCUUUCAUCCAAAUUCUGAGGGUCGCCGAUUCAAGUCUUCC